Fraxinus pennsylvanica is the source of this 360-nucleotide messenger RNA. Lineage: Eukaryota; Viridiplantae; Streptophyta; Magnoliopsida; Lamiales; Oleaceae. The record is from the annotation of a GenBank genome assembly.
AUGGCAAAAAGAUCCUUUAAGUUGGAACACCCCCUUGAGAGGCGACAGGCAGAAGCUGCCCGUAUCAGAGAGAAGUACCCCGAUCGAAUCCCAGUUAUUGUCGAGAAGGCUGAAAGAAGUGACAUACCUGAUAUUGACAAGAAGAAAUAUCUGGUUCCUGCUGAUCUGACUGUUGGCCAGUUUGUGUAUGUUGUCCGAAAGAGGAUUAAGCUUGGUGCCGAGAAGGCCAUAUUCAUCUUUGUCAAUAACAUUCUCCCUUCUACUGCUCUUAUGAUGUCCACGAUUUAUGAGGACAACAAAGAUGAGGACGGUUUCCUAUACAUGACUUACAGUGGUGAAAACACAUUCGGGUCAUUCUGA